Messenger RNA from Strigops habroptila (Kakapo), 1158 nucleotides. RefSeq names its product leucine rich repeat containing 19 (gene LRRC19). The coding region runs from base 175 to 1020 and encodes 281 amino acids. The record is from RefSeq and is a predicted model, not a curated record. The transcript has 5 exons. Gene Ontology annotation, molecular function: signaling receptor activity; protein binding. NCBI's taxonomy places the organism in Eukaryota, Metazoa, Chordata, Aves, Psittaciformes, Psittacidae. Gene Ontology annotation, cellular component: plasma membrane. Gene Ontology annotation, biological process: interleukin-8 production; positive regulation of non-canonical NF-kappaB signal transduction.
AAACAAAGUGCUGUUGCAUCAUAUUAUUUCUUGUCAGUGCAUUGAAAAAUCUACUCUUGUGUACAUAUGCUGCUCUAACAAGCAACAGAAAGAACCACUGUAGAAACCACAACAGAAGACACCGGUAUUCUCAUAUUGGCAUACAAAAGUGUUGCUUUUUACUAGGCUCUAAACAUGACACUCUCUUGGCUUGUGAUCUGUGCUGGAACGCUGUUUUUGAACCCUGUUACUGCUGACUGCAACAUUACUUCUCAAACUGUCACUUGUGACGAGUCUGGAAAGAACUUCUCUAAUAUACCCACUAACCUUUCCCAAAAUGUUACUAUAUUAAGCCUCAAAAAUAAUAAAAUCACUUUAAAAGAUAUCAACAAAGAGAUUCUUCGAAGUUUUAUUAACCUCACUGAACUUUACCUGAAUGAAAACAUGAUUACUGUACUGUAUAAUAACAGCUUCUGCAAUCUGACAAAACUCGUAAUUCUGGAUAUCAGCAACAAUCAUAUUAGCACAGUUCAUAAGGCAGCAUUUGCAGGAUUAAAUCAACUGUCAGUGUUGAAUCUAUCCUAUAAUAUGAUUACUCAACUAGAUUCAGAUAUAUUUACUUCUUUAAAAAGUCUGACAGUUUUAAAUCUACAGUAUAACUCUCUGAAAUAUUUUCAUAUAAAAUCAUCCUUUAAAUUGAUCAAAAUUGUUUUAGCUGGAAACCCCUGGACCUGCUCCUGUAACCUCCUUGAUUUACAGAUAUGGCUAACUGCCUCCAAUGUGACAAUGGAAAAUGAAAACAACACUACAUGUACGUUCCCAAACAGCAAGGAAAAUUUCUCCAUCAAAACGGCAGCUAUUCAACCAGCUGACUGCAAAAUCGAACAAGCUUCUUUAGAAAACACUGUAACUUCCACUUCUGCCAUUAAGCUUAAAAGUAGUGCCUUCCUAACAGCUCUGACUCCAAACAUCACUGAAAACAAUGGGACGCAUGCAGAUCUCCACUCUUCCAUACAGAAAUGCUUUACUGCUUGCUUCUGACUAAAGCAGAAGAAAUAUUAUUUUCCAGAUACAUACACAAACAGUAAACCGCCACUGCUAUACACUUCUUUCACCAUAAUGUAUAGAUUCUCUUUUAGGACAGUGGCCAGCACACAAAACCAGCUUCUAAAUAAAGAC